Molecule: messenger RNA, 1494 nt
Organism: Chenopodium quinoa (quinoa)
Lineage: Eukaryota; Viridiplantae; Streptophyta; Magnoliopsida; Caryophyllales; Amaranthaceae
Product: chromatin modification-related protein MEAF6-like
Exons: 7
Coding region: 830-1291 (153 amino acids)
Cellular component (GO): histone acetyltransferase complex
Source: RefSeq, a predicted model, not a curated record
GCCAUCAAUUGUUGUAAAGUGAGGUAAUAGUGGUUCUACACUACACCAUGCUUCAUACAGUAGUGUAUUUUUUUUUUUUUUCAACAAAGAGUCAAUUUGAAGGUAUCACUAAUAAGUGAAGGUAUAGCCUCAUAUAUACUUCUUAUAUAACUAUUUUAUCAUGAAUUUCAAUCAAAUUUAAAACUUAAUCACUUAUUAUUAACGCAAGGCGUCAGAGAAGAAUAUUUAUAGCAACUAACCUCCUCUUUAAUUGUCUACGGUUACAAAAUACUCCGUAAUUCCUUAACAUUAUUUCUAUCAUUAAUGUGAGAAAGAAAUAUUUCGAUAACUUAUAUCCCCAAAACAUUUUUUACAAACUCUCAAGAAAAACUUUAACUCAACUAUGCUAUCAUUGCAAUUAAUCACCAUUAUGUCUCUUGCAAUAAAUCUACCUUCUCUCCAAAUAUGUUAGGUCUCUUGCAACAAAUUUCUGCCUAAUUUUUUUUAUAUGUUCAAUGUUAAUUACCCUAUAAAUGUCAUCUCAAACCUCAUUGUUUAUUGAAUGACACCAAACAAACACGUUUUAUAUACUAUGUCUAAGACGGCCAACAUAACACACCCAUACACCACGACCAUCAAGUUUGAGUUGGGCUAAUAUAGUCUAUAACCCAAGAAAUUAGGGGUGAUUCCACUCUUUUGAAAGUUUCGAAACCGGUUUAGAGUGCCCUAGCAAGUUGUAUCGAUCAUAAAUUUACAUGGUACUACACUACUACGAAACAAAAAACAACCUUUGAGAAAGCUCUGAUCUUCUACCUGUUUUUCAAAAUUUCCCCGCUAAAAAAUACCCCUUAUGGAGUCAGAGGGGCUCCGAAAUCCUACAAACCCAUCUGCAGUUUUGGCUUCUCUUUUGACUAAAAGAGCUAAGAUUCAUGAAGAACUCAGAAACAUUGAGAAACAGGUCUUUGACAUGGAGACGACUUAUUUACAGGACCCUAGCCAAUGUGGAAAUGUAUUGAAAGGUUAUGAUGGGUUCUUAUCUACAUCAAAGAGUACCACACUGCUGAAGAGGUCCAGGAAGUUUCAGACGGAAGACAGGCUAUUUUCUUUAUCUUCAAUUACCUCACCAGCAGCAGAAGAACAAGCAUAUGGAAGAGAAGAUGGAAGAUUGGAAUCUGGUCCAGGUCGAUACAGGGGAAUGGGUGUGGUCGGAAAUGGACAGGGCAAACCGAAGAAAGGCAGAGGAGCUAGAGAAGGGAAAAGAAUCAAACAUAAUGAUCAGGAUUUCGAUUAUGAUGACGAUGCUGAAAUGUAGCGGUUUACUACUAGUCUACUACGAGAAAGAUCUACUAGCUGAUAAUCUAUGUAUCACUGAUCCAUCUGAAUACAUCAGCCAAUGUAUACUGCAAGUGUUUUUUUUUUUUUUUUUUGGUGGGGUUGGGGGAGUACAGUCUCUGAUGUACAUGUAAAUCAGAGGAAUUGAAGUAAUUUUCUUGGUAAAGAAAGUUUGAGUUCUUA